Molecule: messenger RNA, 9560 nt
Organism: Folsomia candida
Lineage: Eukaryota; Metazoa; Arthropoda; Collembola; Entomobryomorpha; Isotomidae
Product: protein Shroom
Exons: 12
Coding region: 1459-8241 (2260 amino acids)
Biological process (GO): actin filament organization
Cellular component (GO): cortical actin cytoskeleton; apical plasma membrane; adherens junction
Molecular function (GO): actin filament binding
Source: RefSeq, a predicted model, not a curated record
AAAUAUCUCCUUGAGUGUGUGUCAGAGCCAGCGAUAACAAGCGAUCGCACUCAAUGUAGUAAAGGACGACGCCACGAAAUAAAUAAAAUCAAAUGACACGAUUAAACUUGACCGAAGAAGGUGUGCCCUGCUAAGAAUACAAACAAUUAGGCUAACAACUGAGCCAUGCCGGAUAAUCGUUAUAUUAUUGAAAUUAAACUGCUAAAACUAACCAAGUCUUCUUCUUCUUCUUGAUGAUGAGUUUUGCUGUCGUGGGAUGAAUGACGAGGAUGGCAUUUGACUUUGAUUCCUCCUCCUCCUCCUCCUCUUAUUAAACUAUGUAAAUGGUCAUCACAGCCUUCAAGAGUAAUUUGUGAUAAUGUGAUGCAAACUUGAAAAUCAACAAGAAUUUGGGUUACAUUAAAAAUAUUUUUUAAUAUCGUCGACAGUUUUCCAUUUAUACCUAAAAAAGGGAGCGAGCAAAGUGUGCCAGGUUGCCAGGAUAACUUAAUUUUGAAGUUUUUAUGCUUUAAGCGAGAAGAAGACGAGAAAAAUUGGACUUUUUUUAAUACCACCCGUAAAUUCUCAAACUGGGUGGAUUUAAUAAGUUGUUGGAAUUAGGGAAAAUACGGAUUUAGCUGUGCCGUACGGAUCGAAAUCAGUGCAGAAUUCAGGUGGAUAAAAAGGGGUGGAGGUGGACAGGCCAGCCACGAGAGAAGGACUCCCUGGAGAGCAGUUUCCAUUUUAGUUCAUCUCUUGUGUUCUCUUAAAACAACGGAACGAACGGGUCUCUGCAAUUAAUUUGAGAAAUAAAACAGCAUCAAAAUGCACACACGGAGCAAAAAAAAAGAGUCGUGGGACGGGGUUUUUGAUUGAUUAAAAAAUGUCUUGGUUGAAGGAAAGGAAAUAAAAAUCCAACUAUUUAAUCCAACAUUUUUCCAACAUACUUGACAUCUCGGAGGACGAUGCGAUGUUUGGGAUGAUUGAAACUUUGACGGGUGGAAUUUGACAGAUUUUACGAUGGUUUAAAAAAUCUUGCUUGAUUUUGGACAAAAUCUUCAAAUCAGUAGUUUCAGUUGUUCUUCGCUCAAGAAGAGAUAUGCGAUAAUUCUUUUUAGCGAUUCUUCCUCUCCUUCUGACUCUCUUAACUUUUGAAACAAUUCCUUAAAAACACAUUCACAUUAUCUACGUUUUAUUAGUGUAGGAGAUAAACCGACAAGACGAAGAAGACGACAGGAAAAUAAAUACGAUGAAAAAAAUGUGGUUCUUCUAGUGCAGAUUUCGACUGAAUUUUACAAUGAUAGUUUCGUGAAGAAGUGAAUUAUUUAUUAUAUUCGGAAUGCUUCAAUUGUGACAACCCAACCCAUGAAAUGAUUUCAACAACAUUUUUCUCCAAUUGUUCAGUCUGCUAGCGCAAUAACAACGUCAGCACAGAAGUCAGAACUGGUCGUCGGUGGAAGCAAAAUUACUAAACCCACCAUGUUUUUUAAUCGGAUCCGAAAAAGAAUCUGGGGGGAACCAAGUGGAGGGGAUUCGCCACCCUCUUCCAGCAACGGGACCACCCCAACCAAACCAACAGUUGACGGAACUCCAGAUAUUUUGUCGCCUUCGUCGUCUGGACGAGACUCUCGACUGUCGUCGAAUAGCACCCCCAUUCAAAAUCUCCGAGCUUCUUCCGCCACCGACCUUUCAACCCCGCUGCAAUUUCCACCUCCGCCAGAAAAGACGACAAAGGUGGAACGGAGGGCGAGCGGAGCUUCCAAAUUUCUCCGAUCCUUGCGCCCCUCCCAUAACUCCAAGGAGUCGAAGGAAGCCAUCAACUUUAUCGCGUUGAAAGAACUCGACAGCGACCACCACUGCCUUUCUCCGGAGGGUAAGAGAAACAACCCGGGUUAUAAUUCGAGAUCAUUCCGCCCAAACAGUAAACCCCUGCUCUUGUCGCCUCCCGCAUCAUCCUCUUCCCCCUCCUCGGGCGACCUGGGAAUCUCGCGCAGCCAAAGUUUCCAAGAGAAGAGGUUACUCGUUUCCACAUCGAAAUCCACCCUCCUCUUGUCCCCUGCCAAUAACAACUCGUCAGCAGCAUCCAACAACCACCAAGCCAUAACUCCACUCCCACUAAAAGUCAAACACUCCCGAGCUCAGAGCUUCGUGUGCAACACAAACUCACAAUUUCUCUUGAGACAUCAGCAGCAACAGCAACAUCAAAACUACCAAAACUUGCUCAAAUUGCAACAACACCAACAGCAGAAUAUUUACUCCGUUCCGAAACCUAGCUCAUCUUCUGGCCCGUUACCGCCUCCCCAGAAUGUCAAUGGGCUUCCAGCCAUCCCUCCAACCAGCCCGACUUCACCGCCACCAAAGUGUGAAACCAUUUACGAGAAUUUGGAAGUAAUUUUAGAACAGGGGAAAGCCAAAGGUAGAGCUCCAUCAGCAUCCACUAUGGCCAUCGAUGUGGGCCGUGGUAGUAGCAAUAAUGGGAGAAAAGCGGAUGUUGGGGUUAUCAAUAAUUACGCCGAUUAUGCAAACAUUGACAUGACGAUUAACACAACCACGCCAGAACCCAGGGUCACAAACUCGUCGUCAACAACGCCGGGGACCAAUGGACUGGAGUCUACGACUACAACUUCCCCGUUGAGUAACGGUCAUGGCGGAGACCUUCAGAAUGGAGUCAUGGGCCGGAAGCUGAGACGUUCCAUUUCAGAAGUUCCAUCCGAUCGGGUCAUGCUCCCAUUUCCCAAGAAAAUCCUUGAAACUUCCCAACGAGCACUGUACUCUUCAAUCGGAGGAAAUGGGUUAUCAAUCUGGAAGUUGGAUAAGCCUCACCACAACCACCCACCCCCUUGCAACAGCAGUAACAUUAACAAUUCUCCGCUGAAGGGGAAGUGUGGGUCGACACAGGCCUUGUACUCAACCCCACAUCGGCCCCUCCAGUACCCCGUGUACUCCACGCUUCCGAGAAACCACUCUCAACAAGGAACAGUCUGCUCGUCCCCCAAACCACCCACGAACGUCCCACCGCUCAGCGUCCAUCAACGGUAUCAUUCUUCCUCGUCGUCGUCGUCCGGAAAUGGACUGCCACCCAUCCCAACAAGUACCAACAGCACUACCAGCAACACAUCAGUUCUACUCUCGCCUGCACGCUCAACGCCGAAUUUGGGUAGCUCUGCCAAACUGCAACUCACACCACAAGUCCAGACACCACCGAGUCACCCAAUUUACCGGGAACCCCCAACCUACACUCCAGGCCCAGUAGUGAACUCGUACUCCCUGGGACGAAGUAAGCGACAGUUCCCCAUCGGGCUGAGAUCAUCGCGAUCCUCAGAAAAUGUAAAAUUGCUCCAAGACUACUCCAUCACGACGACGGAACCAAUCCCCACGAGUACGACUGCUACUAGCAAAAGUAGUGGUGCCAGUGACCACUCUCCCCCCCUCGCAAUGUCCUCGACGUUAAGUGGAAAUUCUCCAUCUUGGCUCAAGGACAAAUCCUCCGCAAACUGCACUCCCGUCCGAGACUCUUCCUCUCUCAAGGGCAUCCGGUACGGGCCAGGUCAUGAAAAAUACCCCAGUUGGCCUAUACCUGCCUCCUCAGUGGCAGAAGUCGACCCCGCCGGAUCGGCCAGUCCCUCCUCCUCUGCUAAAAUCGACCUAGCCCAUGGUGGCUCCGUCCGCUCGAAAAGCUGGACCGAGAGCACGGACUAUCCCAAAGAAAAAGUGCCAUCCUAUGCACGGCCCUACAUGAAGAAAAUGAUGAUGGCUGCAGCAAACAGCAAUUCUUCCAACGCAAAUUCAAGCUCUGGUUAUAGCCACCAGUUGAAAACGGUGUUGGAAAAGUGUGAGAAAGCGAAGCAGCAGGAACGAGUAGGAGGUGGCCGAGGUUAUCAUGUCCUCCAACCACCCCAAGGUUAUCGAGACCACCAACACCAGAAUAAUAGUCAGCAACAGCAGCAACAUCCCCCAGCAGAGAAAGAGUACAACAUCCCUUCGCCCCCCGAGCGAGACUCUGGUGCUGUCAAACCCCUCACACAAGAGGACGUUGAAAACUACUCGAAAAAGUACGAAGAGCUGCUCUCCCAAUACGCCGGCUCUGAAGGGUACCACUCCUACAUCAGUUCCGAGUGUUCGUCCUCCUCGUAUGUGUCCUCCUCCUCCACGACACCCUUCCUCGACCUCCUCCGCCGAGAGAGCGGUGACCUUUUAAACCAUCAGCAUCACUACCAACCCUUCUACGAUCAUCUCGACCCCUCCGACCCGCUCUUUGCGCUCGCACACCUCGCCGCAAAUCGAUCCGGACGAGAGUCUGUGACCACGGUUGUGACGAAUUCGUCGGGGUCCUCGUCCGGGACGGAAACGCUGAAAUGCUUCGGAUCUGCGAGCGAUGUGAGUAUAGCUUCAUCCUCCAACAACAGGUGGGACUCCCACAAACAUCCGGGCAAACAUUCCCCUUCAAACAAGUCUCCCCACUCACCCACAAAAUCGUGGUCCCCACCUACGAGUGAUUUAUCGUCGAGGGAGAUUAACCUGAAAAAGUUUCCCCUGUCGACAUACACACGUCCCUCCACUCUCUCCCUAGAGAAGCAGCAACAACAGCAGCAACAAAUCCAGCCGGAGAAGGACACCCCUUCUCCAACAUCAGCAACCACUCCUCCAGCCCCCUCCAAAUGUCAAGAGCCACAAAACCAACCCUCGUCCAACUCUCCCAUCAUCGACACCAGCAAACCACCUUCGGUCGCGGAACGAAUUUGGGAACUGGAGCAGAAACAGUCACGGGAGAAGAUCGCCUCCUCCCUUCCUCCGCAACCACCUCCGCCAAUAAUCUCAAUGUCGUCCUCCUCAUCUCUCAACAGCAGUUCAAAUUCCAACAGUUUGUCAUUUAAACGUGUCACCCAACUCGGACCGGGUGGACUCAGUCAUUCCAGUGAAACGCUUCCCCUCACAUCUUCCCUUAUCCAGAGCAUCAAGGAAGAAGCUGCUGCCAAGGCUGCCGCUGCCGCAGCCCAACAACAACAACAGUCCUUGCCCCCAAUUUCUACAACUGCCACGACUACUAAUGUGUCAUCAUCAUCAGCGUACAAAAAUUUGUGGAACGGGGGAGAAAAGGAGACCCCAACUACUCCACCCACUGAGAAUGCAACCUCAACUGCCACCAGCUCACCCACCACGGAGAUUAAAAAUAGCAGUGCUGGCGGCGUCCCUAGUGUUCAAGGGACAAGUUCUUCGUCAUCAAUUUGUGGGGAGGGUGAGAACAUUUCGUACUCUUAUCUCGAUCCCGAGAAGAAGCACAAGGUCGCGGACAUGACGUUGAAGGCCAUCCAGAAGAAAGCCCUCUUAUCUUACUACGAACGCCAUGCGGGGAAAGGGGAGGGAGCACCUGCUUCUGCUGCUGCUUCUACUAGUCACAACAAGGGUGCGGUCGAUGCUAAUCAGGGGGAUAACAAGUCCGAACAUGGCAAAGACGAUGGUACUGGCGCGAAUGAAAGACUUGGCUUCAUGACGAAGUACAACAGCGGCCAACUAGCGGGACGCGACGGAGUUGUGAACGGAUGGCAGUCGAACGGUGCAAGUCUAGGUGGUGCUCACGUCGUUGGCAAUUUCAACAAUCCAAAGCUCAACAAUGGUGCAACCAACAACAAUGCAAUAACUUCGUCCUCCUCAGAACCACCACCCCCAGAAAGACCCCCAAAGAAACCACAUCUCCGACAGUUUAAUCCGCACCAGGUGGAUAACAACGACCCCAUGAACCACGAUUCCAGUCCUCCUCCACCCCUUCCACGCGCUCCAAUUCGACCCCCAGCCCCCAACCCGUCAUCAUCCCCGGUCAAGGCCAACCUCGUGAGCGGAGUGCCACCCGUCCCCUCCAAACCCGUCGUGGGGGUUCCCAUCAACGCGGGAAUCGUGACGAUGGCGCGGUCACCGUCGCCUGACCUUCCUCUGCCCCCACCACCACCCAUCGCGGAGGAGGAAGAGGUGGAAGUGGUGGACAACGACGAACCGCUGCCUCCACCCCCAAGUCUCACGGAGGUCUCGAACUGCCUCGGAUCGAGGUCACGGUCUGUGUCCGGAUUGAGCAGUUACCUCCACAAAGACUCGUACCUGGCGCAACGGAAGGAACGGACCCUGGGCUAUGAGGGUCGUUACAGGCGAACUCUGUCCCCCUCGGGGAUGGGGUCGAACAACAACAACAGCCAUAAAUCGGAAAAUGGUGGCGGAGUCGUAGUCGGGAUCCCUCCACAACAUCCAAUCGCCCCCAGAAGCAUGCAGCACAUGGCGACGUCGACGUCGACGACCACGACGAGCAGUGGGAAGUUGGACACGUCCCUCACCCCAUCAGGUUGGGAAAAGUACCACAACAUUCGUCCGCCCAGCACGACGGUGAUUUUCAGUUCGCACGAACUCCCAAAACCAGUCUCGCCAACAGUCUCUGGAUUCACUCGCUCCGUGUCCUGCGACUCUAAUUUGUUCAACAACAAGACGGGCUUCACCCAGUCCACGAUCCCACCACCAGUUGCACAAGUUGCCCCCCUUCGCGACCCUUACUACCACCACUACCACUACGCCCAGUCACAAUCCUCCCUCCUCGAGUUUGAAAAGGUGGUGGCAGUUGAACCCUUCCACCACGAAUCGUCCUCGUCAUCAUCAUCCUCCGCCAGUUCAUCCUCCUCUCUCACAUUCUUGCCGAAUGGUAGUGACCUUCACCUCCUGCACAACGGGACUUACGAACAACACAAUCCUCCCCCCUUGCCACCUUCGAUAAACAAGGCCAACACGGUGAUGGUCUCACCCCUCCAGUAUAAUAGUGACCAUAGAAGUAGAAAUUAUCAAAAUCCGAACCACGAGAAAAUGGGGCAAACGAAAUCGACCAGCUUGAAGGACAAGUCUCUCCUGAAAAAUUCAGAGUUGUCCCUUCGAGUCAACUGCACGUCAGAUGUAGGAUCACAGACUGAGUUGAAGGAGAAGGAAAAUUUGAACAAUGGGAGUAGUCCUAGUCCAACCCAAAAUAUCGAAAAGAAGACGACGGCGACUUCACCCAUAAGGUCGGGCUCGUCUUCGUCUACUACGAGCAGCAGCAGCAGCAGUGGGGGGAGCUGUUCUUCGUCGUUUGACGAUUCAUCCGGUGGUGGGGGUUCAUCUUCGUCAUCUGCCAAGGGGAGCAGUGGGCUCAGCGGUGGGGGUUCAUUCUCAGUCAUUCCGUCAUACACCGGGAGACAAAAGUCAAAGGAGGAGCUGGAGUGUGAAGAAUUGUCGAGAAGUUUGAUUAAGAAAUUGCCACAGGGUGAUAAACUUCAAAAAAUUUUAGUGCCAUUACCGGAGCAUAAAACGACGGCGGAUUACAUGGAGGGAUUGUUUCAAUUGGAGUUGAAGUUGUCCAAGCCAGAAAAGGAGGAGAAAGAGACUAAUACAUCACCCAGGUCGAGUCCGGACUUGCUUCAAAGUCUGCCCAAGGGGGAUGGUGGAAAAAAUCCAUCAAAGACACCAUCACCAACUCUCAUCUCCCAGCAGGAUGACAAGAAUGUGUUCGGAAAUAAGGGUGGCAGUGCAGAAGAUGGGAGUCAGGAUUCUAAUAAAAGAUGUAACGGCCAUGCCCCACUCCCUGCGGAUUCUGCUUACUUUACCACGUCCGAAUGUAAAGCAAAAUUUUUGACGCAGUACGUCAACGACAUGAAUAGCAAAAGUUCGCCCUGCAAGGGUCAGGAUAGUCAAGAGCUAAACCAACAAAAGGAGAUGCUGGUGUCAAGGAUUAGCAGGAAAUUGGAAAUUUUAAGAACAGAGCAGUUGGAAAUUCGAGAGGAAAUCGAAUCAAACGAAGACUUGGGUCAUCAAGUUGUUGAACGCGUUAAAGGAUCUGCAAAACGGAAUGAAUUUGAUAAAUUCAAGCUUCACGUUGAGGAAAUUGAAAAGAUUACGAGCCUUCUCCUAGGAUUAUCAGGAAGAUUGGCGAGAGCGGAAAAUGCUCUGAUGAGUCUGACUGAAAAUAAUUCUAAUCCUCAAGAAAAGAAAAUCCUGGAAAGUAAACGGGACAAGUUGCGAGAACAAUUAGAAGAAGCUAAAGGGCUAAAGGAGAACAUCGACCGGCGCUCCGCCCAAGUGUCAAUUAUCCUACAAAAGUACCUUACUGCCGAAGACUAUGCGGAUUAUCACCACUUUGUCAAAAUGAAGGCAAAGCUUAUAAUCGACGCCAGAGAAAUCGACGACAAAAUUAAACUCGGAGAAGAACAAAUGGUCGCCCUGAAAGAUACGCUGUCCUCUUACCCAGCAUCAUCCUGAAAAUAACAGAAGGAAGACUUCUAUAAUAAUAAUCAAUAUUUCCCUGCUCAUAAACCCAGCAUAUUUUAUUUAAGAAACAGUGAGCCUAGUUAUGUCAAAGUGCAGUAACAGCACAUCAAAAUUAUUGUGUUAAUUUAUGGGAAAGUCCUGGUGAAAAUUGAGUUGAGAGAGUUUCGCAACUUUCGAUAGGAGAAAUUUUAGUAGAAGAAUUGGUGUUUUUUAAAUGAUUUUUAAAACUAUGGAGGGGUCUUUCUUUAAUUGAUUAAUUACUCGAUUAAUUAAUUAAAUGCCAUACGUGCACGUAGUAGAAAUAUUUUAUAGCUGUACUGCAAAAACCCUACUACAAAUGUACUAUAGCCACCAAUGCUAUCAACGGUUUGGUACUCAUCAAUAUUUGUAGGAUUUUAUUGAGGUGCUAUAUACAAACUAAAUUAAUUUCGGUGAAACCUAUUUAAAUAUUUUGUAACAACAGCAUAUUAAGUAUUAUCUUCAAAUUAUGUAAAUUAAUGGUAAGAUUUCAAAGUAUAUUCAUAGUAAUUAAAUGAUUGGUAUGCAUCCAUCCACCACGCUUCUAUCCAUAUCUACCUACGCCCCCAUAUUUCAAUAUUGUGAUACAGCUUUAAAUUAUUUUACAACACACACAAACACGAGGAAAUAAAUUAGCAGACAAUGUUAUAGAAUUUUUUGAAAUCUCACCAAAAAGAUAUAAUAUCUCAUCACCUGUCGUAGUAAGACGAAAAUUUUAAAGUUUCUAAUCAACGAACUGAUUGUUUUGUAGAAGAAGAAGAAAAGAAGGGAGAAGUUGAAUAAUAAUUGAUGACUGACUGGACUGAUGUACAUUUAACUCUGUAAUAAAUUUCAUGUAAAUAUGUCAUUACUUUCCAGAGCAGGAUGAUUUAAUGAUUCUACUACUACGACACAAGUUUUUGAGUCCGUUUAUGUUUAUGAAUGAUGAUAGGUUCCAUUAUAGUGGAGUUACUCUAGAAUUUAUUAUUAUUGACAACUUAUUAUAAAAUUAGUAUAAUUAUGCUUAUUAUUAUCACCAUUUAUAUAUCUUAGUGAUUUAAUUAUUGUACUAUUAAAUGAACUGCGUAAAAUAGAUAAUCGUCGCUGCUGAUGUUGCUAUUAAUUAUAGGUAUGUACUACUAUAUGAGUUUAAAUCCUGUGUUGCAAAUUGUGUGCCUAGUACUAAGCAACGGAGAUAGCCUUAUUAUUAAACGACAGGAAAAGAAUGGACGUCGGCCGAGUAUAAAGACAUGAAUGAAUUUCGACAUCGAUGAUUUAAUGAAAUAAUAAAGAAAUGCGAUAUAUAAAAACUA